Molecule: messenger RNA, 861 nt
Organism: Colletotrichum spaethianum
Lineage: Eukaryota; Fungi; Ascomycota; Sordariomycetes; Glomerellales; Glomerellaceae
Product: diphthine methyl ester synthase
Exons: 2
Coding region: 1-861 (286 amino acids)
Biological process (GO): protein histidyl modification to diphthamide
Molecular function (GO): diphthine synthase activity
Source: RefSeq, a predicted model, not a curated record
AUGCUGUAUCUCGUUGGUCUCGGUUUGUCCGACGAGACAGACAUCACUGUCAAAGGUCUCGAGGUCGUCAGGAAGGCCUCCAGGGUUUAUCUCGAAGCCUACACCAGCAUCCUCCUCGUUGACAAGGCCGUCUUAGAGAGCUACUAUGGCCGCGAAAUCGUAGUGGCCGACCGCGAAAUGGUCGAGUCCAACAGCGACGAAAUCCUCCGCAACGCCCAGACCGAAGACGUCGCCUUUUGCGUCGUCGGAGACCCCUUUGGUGCGACGACACACACCGACCUUGUCCUGCGCGCGCGCGAGCUCGAGAUUCCUGUCCGCACCGUCCCCAACGCCUCGAUUAUGUCCGGAAUCGGCGCCACUGGUCUGCAGCUAUACAACUUUGGCCAGACCGUUUCCAUGGUUUUCUUCACCGAGACGUGGAAGCCCGCUUCGUUCUACGACCGCAUCAAGGAGAACCGCGAUAUCGGUCUGCACACAUUAGUGCUGCUUGACAUCAAAGUGAAGGAGCAGAGCUUGGAAGAUAUGGCACGAGGGCGGAGGGUGUACCAGCCGCCGCGGUAUAUGACCGUUGGGCAGUGCGCCGCGCAGAUGCUGGAGAUUGAGGAGGACAAGAAAGAGGGUGUCUACACCGCUGACAGCUUGGCAAUUGGAGCAGCCCGUGUAGGUGGCAAGACUGAGAAGUUUGUCGCCGGCACGUUGAAGGAGCUGUGCGACACGGACGAGAUCUUAGGAGGCCCCUUGCACAGCAUGGUUCUGCUCGGAAGGAGGGCACACGAACUUGAGCGCGAUUAUAUCCGUGAGUUUGCGGUUAACAAGGAGACGUUCGACGAAAACUGGAACGCAGAGUAUGGGAAGCAAUAG